AUGGGCAACAGCGAGUCGCGCGAGGCCAAGCCCGAUCCCGAGCCGAUACGACCUCGACCUCCAUCGCCGUCUCAGACACUUCCUACAACCUCAGACACACCCGCCGCGCAAGAAGCUCCUCCCGCGCAUGAAGCUCCUCCCGCGCAAGAGCCGCAAUCACACCCUGUAGACGUGCCGCACCACCUAUCGUCCAGUCGCGAUGGCGUCGCAGAGACAAAUGAGCAAGAUGACGACUACAUUCCUACCGGAUACUCGUCUACGCCUUACGCUGUCCCACCCUCCGACUACACUCGACCGCCUAGACUGCCGUUGCCCAUAGAGGAGGAAGUGCACACCCCAGGCUCGCCCAUCAUCACCCCACAAGACAUCACAUCUCCGCUGGACUCGGGCGACAUUGACGCUGGUGCACUUCCUCGUAAGGCGAGUGUGCUCAGCUCUACCACUGUAGACGACGAGGACGUGGGCGAUAAUGAUGCCUUUGCCCAAGAGUCGACACUCUCCUUACAGCUUAGAGUCCCGACCAAGCUGGCAUGGUACGGUAGCGGCGAUAAGGUGUUCGUGACCGGUACCUUCUGCAAUUGGGAGAAGAAGAUCAAGCUGCCGAAGAUUAAGGAUGCAAAGGAUGGCAAGCACGCUUUCUGCGCUACUAUCGCAUUGCCACCAGGUACCCAUCAUAUCAAGUUCCUCGUCGAUGGGGAGAUGGUGACGUCAAGCGAUCUUCCAACCACAGUAGACUGGACUAAUAUCCUGGUCAAUUAUAUCGAGACCACAGAUGACGAUGUUUCUUCGACUCUCAAGGAGACCGUGGACGGCGAGAUUGAGAAGCCUGUAACCCCAGCCACUGCAUCUAUUCCCAUCCCACAGCAGACCCCGACCCCAAGGCAGCACACGGAUAAAGCAGAAGACAAGAAUAAAAAAGCAGCUGCACAGAAGAAACAGCUUCCACGGCCGAAGUACACCAACCAGAUUCCCGACUUCUUGAUCGAUCUAGACAAUUUUCAUAAUCCCGAAGACGAGCGUUUUCAGCGCGCCAACCGAGUGGCUGCAAAUUUACCCCAGCCUCCAAGUCUGCCCAUGUUCUUGAGUAAGAGCAUUUUGAAUGGGACCACACCUCACAAGGACGAUGCUAGUGUCCUCAUCAUGCCGAAUCACACAGUGCUGAACCACCUGGCAACUAGUAGUAUCAAGAGCGGUGUUCUAGCAACGAGUGGCACGACCAGAUACAAGCGCAAGUUCUUGACUACCAUCAUGUACAAACCGACUUCGGACGAUGGCUGACGACGUCCGAGAAUUCUCAUAACACAGACUUGCCCUGGACAACGACGACAACACGACAACCGAGCCACUGCCUGCCAAUUGCCUUCCAACACGAUCGCAAACACAAUGGCUUUCUAUCCAUGCUGACACUUGCCUCAGGCGCAUUGGGGUGCAUUCUGGUCUUACCUGUCCCGGCACAGCAUUCACAAAUACUUCCACUUUCGGCAAUUUUGGCACGCUGAAGUGCCUGCUUCUUUGAUGAUACCACACGAAAGUUCACGGCGUAAUGAAGGAAAUGAGGAGCGGGAUUUUGCCUUCUUUGAUCCAACUUUGAGAUGAUCGGUAGGCAGCCUUGGCAUUUUCUACAGUGCUCGCCAUUACCGAUCCAGGGCCUCGCGGGCCACAGGGGAAAAUAGAGGCGCAUAUGCAUGGAUCGACUGGUGCUUGGGCUUCUUUGAAUUGAAUUCAGUAGCUAUGACCGUCGAAGAAGAUAUCUUAUGGUCUUC
Molecule: messenger RNA, 1763 nt
Organism: Pseudocercospora fijiensis CIRAD86
Lineage: Eukaryota; Fungi; Ascomycota; Dothideomycetes; Mycosphaerellales; Mycosphaerellaceae
Product: carbohydrate-binding module family 48 protein
Exons: 3
Coding region: 1-1278 (425 amino acids)
Biological process (GO): signal transduction
Cellular component (GO): nucleotide-activated protein kinase complex; nucleus; cytoplasm
Molecular function (GO): protein kinase binding
Source: RefSeq, a predicted model, not a curated record